Mytilus trossulus (common blue mussel) is the source of this 822-nucleotide messenger RNA. RefSeq names its product C-type lectin domain family 6 member A-like. The record is from RefSeq and is a predicted model, not a curated record. Bases 103 to 798 code for a protein of 231 amino acids. NCBI's taxonomy places the organism in Eukaryota, Metazoa, Mollusca, Bivalvia, Mytilida, Mytilidae. Gene Ontology annotation, molecular function: signaling receptor activity. The transcript is spliced from 4 exons.
GACACCAAUUGUCUUUUCUACGUUGAAUGAGUGACAACAAAAUUUUGCAUCUAGUUUUAUUUAAGUGUAUUCACCCUCAGAACUAUACUAAAAAUCUUGAAUAUGUGGAAGAAUGGAAUUAUUGGAAUGCUUUUGUUGAUAACUACAACUCGAACGUUUGGCAGUUGGACAUUUGAGAAGCUACCGACCAGCUUAUCUUCAAAUCAAUCUGCCGAAUAUGUAUUUCAGUAUGUGUCGUAUUCUCUUGAAGAAUGCGCUGCAAUUUGUGCACAAUAUUAUUCCUGCAAGUCUAUGUAUCUGCAUCAAGAUUUAUGUUUCGGCCUGUCAUCAUGGUCAACAGAUUCAUCCAAUCAUGGACUGGUCAAUACUUACACAAAGCGAACACAAGCUUGUUCAAAAACUAACUUCCUGGUGUUCAAUGAUUUAUGCUUAAUGAUAAGUGAGAUUAAACUGGCAUGGUAUGACGCCCAGCGAUACUGUGAGAACAAAGGAGGACAUUUAAUAGUGUUAGACACUGAAACUAAGCAUAAUAGUUGUCUCGAUUUCAUCUGUAAUUUCUAUGAUGAUAAAGAGACCAAUUUUUUUGUCGGUGCUUCUGAUUUGGAAACUGAGGGGAUGUGGAAAUGGAUCAUACCAAACUCAAUGAACUACUUCAAAUUUAAGACUCCAAGUCAACCAAACAAUUAUGACCAUGAUUUUCCGUCUUUUUCGGCAAAUUGUGGAACACUUGUCAGUAACACAGGAGUCUUGUAUGAUGAAUAUUGUAGCCAGACAAAAAAGUUCAUAUGUGAAAUUUAAACUUAAAAAAAAAUUGCGUUUUUA